GGAAUACAUUUUGCCUUUUCCCGCACAAAAAAAGAUCACUCAUUUGCUUGUCAAUGAGUGUAGUACAAACGAGCCCUAAUCUCCAGACUGCAAUGAAUUUCACAGUAAUUUCAAAAAUUUGAAAAUCUACAUCCCAAUUCGCUACCAUGUCAGCGCCGACGACUGACGCCGGCGGCGGCACCAGCGAGGACCGCCGGCAAAUUCACAACAACAACAAUGCAGAGAACUCGGACGGCGGUACCACCAUGGCGAUGCAGAGGAAGCGAGCUCGAAGAGUCAGCUUUGCUGAGAUGACUUCUGUACACUUCUUCGACCGUGAUGAAGAGUACGAAACUCCUCCUAACCUCUCCGGCAAAGCUGAAAAUAACAGUGAAAGUGAAGAGGUGAACCUAGGUUUUGAUCAAUUGGUGGACGAUCCCAAAGAGUCCUGGUUGCUCAACGAGGAUAGAGAAGAUGGCGACGAAGGAAAUAAUGAGGAUGAAGACGAGGAUGGGGAUGAUGAGAUGCCUUUGCCUAGGUCGUUUUUAAGACCUGAAGAAUCACCUUCUCCUGGCAGCAAUUUCGGUUCUGCUACUUCAAAUGAUGAAGAUAAUUUUUUCGGUCCAGUAUCUCCCAAUUUUAUAAGGCCAGGCCGACUAUCAGAUUCAGCAGCGUCAGACGAAAAUCAUGAUAUUACUAUGGAUUCAACAGCUUUCUCCAUGCACUUCCGUAGAUUUGUUAGAUCAGAUUCAGGGAUAGACUUGAAGACCCCAACAGAAGUAUCAUUCGAAGAGAAAACACCGACACAGACCAGUCAGCGUAGUUCCAUGGAACUGACAAUAGCCAAUAAGCCAAUUUCUCAAUCUUGUAUGCCCGUUGCCAAUUUUAGUGGCGUUAGUGAUUCGAGUGACAUGAGUCUGAUUGGAGAAAACUCGCGAAGAUAUGAUUAUGGGAUACUCUCUCCUGAUUUAGAAGCUCUUUUAGCUGAAGGCCAAGAGAGAUUGCAUGCAGCUGUUUCAGGAGAUACCAGUGUUCCAAAGUCACCAACAAGCAAGGAAAUGGAGGUUGGAAGUACAAUGAUGGAUUUAAGUGGAAAUGGAGAACAACAAGCAAAUGCAAUUGGUAGUCUUAAAAUGCCACUUGAACCUUUGUGCCAGAAAGUUGACGCAGAUGAUGGCUAUAAGUUUCUUUCUCGUGUUGUUGAUGGUGAAUCAUCACUUAGAUCCACUGUUCCAGCCCCGGAUAAUAAUGACGAUAGAGUAAACCAGUCACUGAAGCAGUUAAGUAAUGAUUUUGGUGAAAAUAAUAUGUCUGUCAAGGAUGCUUCUGUGGUAGAAAACAGUGAAGCCCUAUGUAGUAACAAUGGUGAGCGUAGUGAAUUUUGUGGGCUUCCAUGCGAUAGGGUAUCUCCGGUGGUAGAUUCAGUGUCCUCUUCACCAGCUACACAAAGACUAAUAGUCAUGGGUAGUCCUUCACCUGUCAAACAGAAUUCAACGGCAGUGUCUUCCCCAAAAGAUCUCAUUUCCUUUUUGAGCAAUGAAAAGAGAGGACCUUGGACAAGUUCGGCAUCCCUCCAGAAGAGCAUUUCCAAACUGCCUUUCCUGGAAGAUCCCAUUUCCUUUUUGAGCAAUGGAAAGAGAGGACCUUGGACAAGUUCAGCAUCCCUCCAGAAGAGCAUUUCCAAACUUGAAAGGCUUAAGGCUUCUGCAUUCUCUUCUUUCGGUGGUGACAAAAUCCCCCACAUGGGCGUUAGAGCUUUAGAAUUUCCAAAAACACCUCCUUUGGAUUCUAUAUUGAAGAAAAGGAACCUGGAUAUGGGAGUGAAACGUCUGGAUGCCGCUAUGACUUGUUCAGAGGAGCAAAUUUCAGGUUCUACUAUGAAGGAGGGAGAAAGAAAAACAUUCACCCCAGGUGGUAGUUGGAGUAAGGCUCUUUCAAGUAGUGAAGAUGUAAUUCAAUGUGAACAAUCUUUUGGUCCAGAAAAGCCCGAGAAAUCUCUCAAUCAACUCGAAGCUGGUAUUCUCCCCAUGGAUCAACUGUUGAAGCCUGCAGACCCCUCGUCUUCAUCAAGGUUUUCUUUGUCAGGGAAGAAAAAUGACAUGGUUACACCAAAUGACCUCAGACAGAAGAUAUCACUGAUUUCUAGAACUGAUUCCCCAUUGGUUGAUUAUUCAGGGCGAGAGGAAGUGAUUGCCAUUGCUCAAAAAUUGGUAUUUACUCCAGAAAAGUCCUUGGAUUCAAAGUGUACUGAACAUCAGUCUAGCCCUUUUAAAGAAUCAAAGUUGGAUGAUGAACAUCUGAAAAGCUUUGGCCCGGUAAAAAAAGCAUCUUCAAUUAGUAAUGUGACAGAUGGACCAUCUGUGACUGCAACGGCUGGCAACUGGUAUUCUGCAUCCACAUUAACCGAAGAACAGUCUGGUUCACCAGUUGUCGAAGGAAGCAAAGUGUUAAGGCAACCAGAAAGGACACAUAGCAUAGAAGCUAAGCUCCCUGAGCAAACUAAUGAACUGGGAAACAAUGAGGUUUUGAGAAUCUCUAGGGAUGGAAGCUCUCAUCUAUCGUCAGCAAUAUUAGAUGGGAAUAUUCAGUGUGCAACAGGUUUCCCUGAACUUGAAAUUGAUCCUCGAGAGAAAAAUAAGUCUUCUUCUGCUUGCGCUGCUUCUUCCUCUAUUCAGAAUCUAGAUUCUUUGGUAGUUGAAAAGACUCCUGUAAAAUGGUCUUCACAAAGUCCAUCAGCAAAGGGGCAUCACUCACUGGCACAAUCCAACUCUAUAUGUUUCUCUAUAGAUAAAGUGAUGCAAUCUCCAAGAUCCAAUCAAUCUAUUGGCAGACCUAGAAACUCUUCUGCCCAUAAAAGAAGCAGUGAAGAAUUGACAUUUGGAGAUAUGGAACACACAAAUGAGAUUAUCAUGUCUCAUAGGAGCCCAAAACUCCAGAGAGGGGUUGGUAAUUAUCCAGGAACUUCGGGAAAUCCUGAUGAUAGUGGAAAAGAAAUGCACAGAGCUCAUGAUGAACUCAGACAGUGGAAAGAUAUUAAUUCCAAAUUUAUGGAUGAUGCAGAUGAGUGGAUAUCUUUGCCUAAAGAAAGGCUUACUAUGCCCGCGAUUGAAAUGGUGGAAGACAUCGUCACCCGGAUGCAGAAGGCAAAGACAUACGAUAUUUUGCACAGUCAAAUUCUCACUCAGAAAGCGUCAGUUUCCAAUUUUCAGGAGAAAAGAGCUGUUGAAGCAAUAAUGUUAUUAUGUCAGCUUGUACAUGAGAAAGCAAAGUUCCACUUGAGGCGUGUGAAGAAGGAGAAACUGCUGGAAAAAUGUCAACUCUUGAAUUCUGCAAUUCAGAAGUCUCAAAUGUCAAAGAUCAAUCAUUCACUUCAUAAUUCUGUAACUGUCUCAAGAGGCAUCCAGGGUGAUAUUAUUUCUAGUGAGAGGUCAUCAGCCUAUGAAAAGGCUCCGCAGGAGGUGCCACAUAAUAAAGGGACCACUAUCAAGGAGGCUUUAAAAAUUUCAGAAAGAAAAGUUGCAACUCUGACUAGAUCCUUGCAUUCUUCCUUGAAACUUAAGGGAGAACCAAAAUGUGCCGAUACUAUCAUUUCUGUUAAGGAACAUCUAAUGAGGAGAUCGUGUUGUAGAUUCCUACAUCAAGAUAUGCAGAUGUUUGUCAUUCAGAAUGUGAGGAAAGGGAAUGGACAUUACGAUAUCAUCCUCAACUAUCUUGAUUUACUGGUUCAAAGUUUGAAGGUGACUGUUGGUCCAAAUCCAAGCAUCAUCAUCUCUAACAAUUUGAAUGAUCUACUAAUCACAAAGAAUUUCCCAAAUAUCAAUGCUUGUGCUGCAUUAAGAUUUGUGUUAAAGGCUGAGAUCUCAAAGAAAUUUGGUGCUAGGACUCCCGCACAAGAAACGCAGGUUACCAGUUCUCUUUUAGGCAACUCGCUUGAUGUGGUCACCGAGGUGCAAAAGGCACAAACACAGUUCCGGAACUUGGCUGAUAUUACCUUUUCCACUCCAACUGUUGAGAAACUUGAGUUGCAGCUUCAUUUUAUGAGUUUUACUACUGGCAAGAAGGUGAAACUGACACUAGACGUGUCAUGCUUGAAUAGAGGAGUCUAUCCUUCAGAAGUUGUUCCAUCUCAGUUUGCAGCUCUAGCUGUUCCGGCAAAACAUUCAGAUGAUCCUCUACUUGGUGAAAUUAGAGAUGCUGUCAAAAGCCUUAGAGCUGGAUACAUGAGGAUUAUGCGGUUAUGUGGUUGUAUUUCACAGGUGGUUCAAGCCUAGAGCGGAUAACUUCAGCAGAAAGGAAAAAUUAAACAACUUGGACGAAUGGACUCUUGUUGGGGCUGCCACUGCAUGGAAGGCAAACAAACUUACCCUUGCGUUCUGCUAUUGUUGUCAAAUUGCACUUGUUCGACAUUCUCACAGGCCCUCUACUGUGUUAACAACAACGCAUCAUAUGUUGAAUGAUGAUGGUGGUAUAUAGGGUGAGAGUAUAGCUGCACGUAUUACUUGUUUCCUUUGAUGCUGAAGUAUUGUCCUCGGGGCAUUCUCCCAGGUCUGUUUGUUCUUUCCUUAUUUUGAAGUAAUUCAAGUUGUUAGGCUAGGUGCAUUUUGCUCAUGCACAUGUGUCCCUAAAGAAAGGGUGAAAACUGACAAGGAACACUAUAGUUUGCCUACUUUAGCUGUAUGGUUUCCAUAUUCUUACCAGCUAUGGGCGUUUUGUGUCUACGUCUUGAUGCAAAUGAAUCUAAAAAGUGUCGUAAAUAUUUGGAAAUGUGAUUUUGGCCAGGGAUGGUUAGAAUUAAUUAUCCAUGAUUCCAUUUACUUUU
Molecule: messenger RNA, 4798 nt
Organism: Solanum lycopersicum (tomato)
Lineage: Eukaryota; Viridiplantae; Streptophyta; Magnoliopsida; Solanales; Solanaceae
Source: RefSeq, a predicted model, not a curated record